GCUGUUUUGGUGGUCGUGAUAGGAGAGUUGGAGUCGUGAGAUAUGAUGAUGGGAGGGCUUUUCUUCAUUGUUUGUGUGGGAUUUAUUGGGCUCUUCUUGGGUGUAGUCUUGGACCAUUUCCUUCCCUUGUUCUUGAAUCUUGGGGCUGCUCCAAGGGGAAGUUUUGGAUGGCCUUUGGUUGGUGAGACCUUGAGAUUCUUGAGGCCGCAUGCUUCAAAUACUCUUGGGAGAUUCUUAGAAGACCGUUUUUCUAGGUAUGGCAAGGUAUUCAGGUCUCAUCUGUUCUGGUCCCCAACAAUAGUAUCAUGUGAUCAGGAGCUAAACCACUUCAUACUCCAGAAUGAGGAGAAGCUCUUCCAGUGCAGCUACCCAAAGCCCAUCCAUGGCAUACUUGGCAAGUCCUCCAUGAUUGUGGUUGUGGGGGAUGCACACAGGAGGCUAAGGAAUGUGGCCCUGACACUGGUCACCACGACCAAAUCUAGAGCUGGGUAUCUCGAUGACAUAGAGAGGAUAGCACUUCACAUAUUAGGGUCAUGGAAAAAGAGGGUUGUCUUCUGUGAAGAGGCUAGAAAGUUCACAUUCAGUGUUAUAGUAAAGCAAGUACUUGGGUUAUCACCAGAUGAACCACAGACUGCCAAAAUACUUGAAGAUUUCCUAACCUUCAUGAAGGGACUCAUUUCUUUCCCUCUCUACAUCCCAGGAACCCCAUAUGCAAGAGCUGUCCAGGCUAGAGCUAGGAUAUCUUUUACUGUCAAAGCUAUACUAGAGGAAAGAAGAAAGAAUGGAGGAGGUUACAACAAUAAGGGUGACUUCCUUGAUGUGCUCCUAUCAAUUACUAAUCUAUCUGAAGAGGAAAAAGUGAGUUUUGUGUUGGAUUCCUUGCUAGGUGGCUAUGAGACCACCUCUCUUUUGAUGUCUAUGGUUGUGUAUUUUCUCGGCCAGUCUUCUUUAUCUCUAGAACAACUCAUGAGAGAGCACAAAGCUAUCAGAGCAAACAAGAAGAAGGAUGAAUGCUUGAAUUCAGAGGAUUAUAAGAAAAUGGAAUUUACCCAAUAUGUAAUUAGUGAGGCACUGAGAUGUGGAAAUAUUGUUAAAUUUGUUCACCGAAAGGCUCUCAAGGAUGUCAGAUAUAAAGACUAUCUGAUUCCUUCUGGUUGGAAGGUCCUACCAGUUUUCAGUGCGGUACAUUUAGAUCCAUCUCUUCAUGGAAGUCCCCUACAGUUUCACCCUUGGAGAUGGGAGGGCCAGAAUCAAACAGCAUGCAAGAAAUUUACUCCAUUUGGUGGUGGACCAAGGCUUUGCCCAGGAUCUGAACUUGCUAAAGUAGAGACUGCUUUCUUUCUCCACCACCUUGUACUCAAUUUCAGAUGGAGACCAGAAGGUGAGGACGCGCCCAUCGCCUAUCCCUAUGUUGAGUUCCCAAGAGGAUUGCCACUACAAGUUGAACCCAUCUUGUAGGAAUUGACAAGAUGGCUUUGCUGUGAUUUUGCUGGCUGCAGAGAUGUAAUCAACCAAUAUCAAGCCAUUGCAGGGGAGAGAUUUAAUCCAGACCAUAAACAGUGUCACACCAAUUAGAUGGACCUUGAUCCAAUUAUCAAAAGAAUAGUUGAACCACUAACAGUACAGAUGAAUAAAAUAUGAAAAUGGAAAUGUAAUGUAAAUGAAGUAAAUUUUUUCUGUUAGAUUAAAUAUGCAGUCAUCUAAGUAAAUCCUGUGUUCUAUCCAUUGUUU
Messenger RNA from Elaeis guineensis (African oil palm), 1731 nucleotides. RefSeq names its product cytochrome P450 724B1. Lineage: Eukaryota; Viridiplantae; Streptophyta; Magnoliopsida; Arecales; Arecaceae. Gene Ontology annotation, molecular function: monooxygenase activity; heme binding; iron ion binding. The record is from RefSeq and is a predicted model, not a curated record. Gene Ontology annotation, biological process: brassinosteroid biosynthetic process; brassinosteroid homeostasis; multicellular organism development.